UCCUUUCUUGUCACUCGUUAUUCAUAGGUUGCUCGUACAUCCAUUCAUUCCGAUCAUGUUCUGUUCGUCAUAAGGUGUUUUGUCCACCUGCCUCUUAGCUGGACUAAGUCAUCAUUCAGAAAGCGACCCCUCCGGUACUUAUCAAACCGAGUACGUACUUGCAAGGUAGCCGAAAGUCGAAGUACUAUACCUUCAUUCUGGAAAUCUUGUCUUGGAAACAUCGCGAGUCUUUGGUGAGACUAUCUCUCAAAAUGAAGCAUUCUUCCUUGAUUGGGAUUGUGGCUACCACGUUGAUCGUGAUGACCGAUGCUCAUACCACUUUCACUACCCUCUUCGUCAACGACGUUUCCCAAGGAGAUGGAACAUGUGUGCGGAUGAGCAUGGAUCCUCAGACAUGCUCCUAUCCAAUAGCUAGCAUAAGCAGCGACGACAUGGCUUGCGGCGCCAGUGGUAGCCAACCUGUGGCCUUCACCUGUCCCGCGUCGACUGGCGGAAAGCUCAGUUUUGAGUGGCGCGAAUGGGCCGAUGCUGAGCAGCCAGGUGCCAUAGAUAUCUCACACAAGGGGCCUUGUGCAGUAUACGCCAAACAAGUUCAGAAUAUGACAACGGAUUCUGCUGCUGGACCGGGCUGGAUUAAACUCUGGGACGAAGGGUAUGACGAUACCAGCGGCAAGUGGUGCACAGAAAAGUUGAUUGACAACAAUGGCCUGAUGUCUAUCGACCUCCCCGAGUUUCUUUCUAGCGGAUACUGGCUCAUCCGACCUGAACUGCUAGCCCUUCACGAAGCCGACAAGGGCGAUCCGCAGUUUUAUACAGGGUGUGCUCAGGUAUAUAUUCAGAAUGGCAGCCCGGCACCCCUUAACGUCCCAGCAGAAUACAGCGUCAGUAUUCCGGGCUACGUCAAGUCCACCGACCCAGGGCUGACCUUCAACAUCUACUCGCCGAAGUUUCCUUACCCGAUGCCCGGGCCGAAGGUCUACCAGCCCGCAGAAUCGGCGAGCAAGGCCGUGUUAGCUUCGGCAUCAUCGAAAGUCUCACAGCAGAGCAAGGGGGUGAUUCCUUCUAACUAUCUCAUCAAGAACGCGAACUGGGUCGGCGUGGAGGUGCCGGACUACUCGACCGAGGAUGGCUGCUGGAAGUCGUCCGAGGCAUGCUUCGCCCAGGCAAAGGAGUGCUACGAUUCGGCGCCGCCGACUGGCUCGGCCAACUGCCACGUCUGGGAGAACAAGUGCGACGGGAUCAGCGCCGCUUGUAACGCGGGGAAUUUCAACGGGCCCCCGAAUAAGGGGCAGAAGCUCCAGAGUAAGGGCCCGGCGCCGCCACCCGAAAUCCCGGCAGCUGUCAAUGCACGUCGCUCUAGGAAAUUGCGGAUACGACGUGCUAAGGCAUUGGAUGUGAGACUUCUUUGAAAUACUUUGGGGUAGAUUUGCAUAAACGCUCCAUCUUAUAACUCAGAGGCUGGGGCCAGUGUGGA
Molecule: messenger RNA, 1474 nt
Organism: Annulohypoxylon truncatum
Lineage: Eukaryota; Fungi; Ascomycota; Sordariomycetes; Xylariales; Hypoxylaceae
Product: glycoside hydrolase family 61 protein
Exons: 4
Coding region: 252-1409 (385 amino acids)
Source: RefSeq, a predicted model, not a curated record